Molecule: messenger RNA, 1209 nt
Organism: Penicillium vulpinum
Lineage: Eukaryota; Fungi; Ascomycota; Eurotiomycetes; Eurotiales; Aspergillaceae
Exons: 1
Coding region: 1-1209 (402 amino acids)
Source: RefSeq, a predicted model, not a curated record
AUGUCAGAGCCAGACAACAAAACUGGCUCUGGAUCCAACAUUCAUCGAAUUGAAGAGCGAUGGGAGAAUCUGAAUGAGAUGUUCCCAAACACCGAUCCUGAGCCUGCAGAGACUGUCGGCUCUGCCGAUGACCUGGAGGCGGAAAUUCGUCAAGCUCAAGCUCAAUUAUCGAGACUGAAGAAGCAGCGCGAGCUCAUUGACAUCAAACAAAAGGUUGCAGAGGAAGAGAGGGAAUUGGAAUUGGCUCGCACUCGCCUUCUGGCCGUGACCUCCCUGGAAGUUCCCCCGGCCACCCCGGCUUCCACCCCAUCUAGAGGCGAGGCGAAGCAGAACAGCAAGGCUGGUAAUGGUGGAGACCAGAAGAACAUUCAUCCUGCCCGAUCUGAGCAAAUUACCAUUCCAGCUCCUCCAACUCAAGCGCCAGAUCGUCGUCCUUCCGACGCUAAGCCAUCCGAACCGAAGUCCUCUGCUAAAGCCGCAAGCAGCCUCGUGUCCCAUUUGAACCUCGAGCAAUUGCGAGCCCUCGCAGCAGCUACCAGGUCCCCCGCCGCACCCACAGUCAUCAAGACUGAAUCCCGUUCCAGUCUGCAGCCUUCCGCCCGAUCUUUUCAUCCCGAAUCUUCCGUCCAAGCCCCACCGGUGCCCAAUGUACCGGUAUACAACGGACGUGCUCUGGGGGAGUUCAAGAACUUUUCUAUGGGUCUAGAACGACACUUUGAUAAAUAUCCAGAGUGGUACAAGGUCGAGGAGCGCAAGGUCACGCGGGCGCUUAAGCACGUUGCCCUUAAUAUCGAGGAUGAGUGGAAGCGACACAUACGUCAUCUACCCGCUGAAAAGAUCACCUACGGCAGUUUCUGUACAUUCCUUAUUCACCAGCUUCAAAACGGAGUCUACCCUGAUGUCGCCAGAUCCCGUUAUAUGGAUAGCUAUCAGCGACCGGCCCAAUCCGUGACUGAUUUCUCCAACUGGAUGCAGCAGUGGGUGCCACACUUCCCAAAUAACGACUCGGAGCGCGACCGAAUGCGCCAUCUCUUUGAACAUCUGAUGAACAGGGUUCGCAGUGAGGCUGACAAGACCCAUCUGGACUUUGAUAACUAUUACGACUUUGUUGAAUAUCUCCAGCGGGUCGAGGAUUCCAUCGGCAGCCGCGCUGAGUCGCUUGGCCGCCGGGUUAUCAACCCUCGAAAACGACCUCGCAGCCACGACUAA